AUGCCCAAGUUCCCGAACUCCCACUUCUACGGCGGAAAGACCACCUUUGGCGGAGCAAACUUGCGCAAAAAUAUCCGUCGCCUUCAGACCACGCCGUACUCAGCGCUGAGCAAUGUGCGCUCUAUUGAAGCCAAGCCAGCCACCGUCAAUGGGAAGUUGUCUUCGGCGGCCCUAAAUGGGGACUCUCACCUGAGCUCACGCACCAAACGGGUGCUGGAAUGCCUUGAAUUGACGGCACUGCCAGUUAGCAAUUGUAAACGUCAACGACGCUUUGAGUCGUAUAUUCCACCUCCAACGACGACAACCACAACAAAAGAGCUUCUGAAUUUUCGAGAAAAAGACAAAAUAGAAAACGUCAAUAUCAGCAGUAAAGUGCCUCCUAAGUUUCCUAUUAUUAUUCACGAGAAGCCUCCAGUGAUGUUCGAAGUUAAGUCAAAGUUUGAAGAAUUUAAACAAAAAAGACUUGCUGAAAAAUUAUCCAAAUGGACUUGUCCGAUUUGUUCAGUCGACAAUGAUUUGGCGGAUGAUAACUGUUCUGCAUGUGAAGAGCCAAAUCCAAAGAAAAAGAAAAGGCAACUUUCACCAGAGCCUCCUUCAAAAUCCAUAUCUCAGCCAUCGGCUUUGUUUUCGUUUGGAACGCCACCAGUUGUUUCAGCUUCUUUUUCAAAGAACACCACCCCUCCAGAAUUUACCUUUAGUCAUCCAUUAUCAACAAAAACAGCAACUGCGACACCAGAAACUAAAGAACUUCCAAAGUCGCCGGAGAAAACUGAAACUGCAAAUGUGAUUGUCAACAAAAGUAGCUUGCCUACCACUCCACCAAGUGUAAAUCAUGAAGUGGUACUGCCAAAUGUACCAACAGUGGCGACAAAAGAUGUGUCAACAUUCGAAGAAUUCAAACAAAAAAGACUUGCUGAAAAAUCAUCUAAAUGGACUUGUCCCAUUUGUUCAGUAGACAAUGACUUGACUGACGAUAACUGUUCAGCUUGUGAAGAGCCAAAUCCGAAGAAAGUUAAAAAGCCAGCCUCACCAGUGCUCCCUUCAAAAGCUGUGUCUCCGCCAUCGUCUCUGUUUUCAUUUGGAACGCCACCAGUUGUUUCAGCUGCUUUUUCAAACAACACUACUCCUUCUAAAUUUGCCUUCAGUCCUCCUUUAUCAUCAUCAUCAUCAACGGCAACAACAACAAAUGCGACACCAGAAAUUAAAGAGCUUCCAAAGUUGCCUGAAAAAACUGAAACUCCAAAGCGUGAGCAAAGCAACGCCAUCAGCGUCCUGGAGACUGCUACUAUUGUCAACAAAAGUAGCUUGCCUACCACUCCACCAAGUGUAAAUCAUGAUGUGGUACUGUCCAGUGUACCUCCAGCGACGACAAAAGAUGUGUCAACAUUUGAAGAAUUCAAGCAAAAAAGACUUGCUGAAAAAUCCUCCAAAUGGACUUGUCCCAUUUGUUCUGUCGACAAUGAUCAAGCCGAUGAUAACUGUUCGGCCUGUGAAGAGCCAAAUCCAAAGAAACAGAAAGAGCUUUCAACAGCUCCUGUUUCUAAGCCGUUUUCAAGUGCACCCUUCGGACUUGAUAUCAACUUUAGUUCUCCUGUCACUUUGCCGAAAAUUGAUGUCGGUCCACCAGUGCAGAUCAACAAUAAGCUGAGCAUCAACUUUAGCCAACCCUCCACCACUACUUCUGCUACUGUAAACAACGGUUUUAACUUUAGUCAAACCCUGCCGACUUUUGGAAAGCCUGCUUCUACUCCAUCAUUUGGGGCGGUCACACAACCAGCAGCGGUGACACAGCCCGCAGCGCUUCCUUCCGUUCAGCCAUCACUCUUCACUUUUGGUCAAUCUUCAAACAAAGCUACCGGUGCUGCUGCUGCUGCUACUACUGCCGCUUCCGGUAGUUCUGGCUUUAACUUUGGCCAAGCGGCUGUAGCUCCCGUUGGACUGUCGGCGGCUGCUCCCUCAUUCGGCAGUCUUUUUGGAACGUCCAGCACUAAACCACCAGCGGCUGCACCACCAGCGGCUGCACCACCUGUGAUUCCUGCCUUUGGUUCAACGUCAGCUUUUCCGCCAGUUACUGCGCCACAGGCUAAUUCCGGUUACAAGUUUAGCGCAGAGCCAAAAGUUAACUUUUCUGCAUUCUCUACGCCAGCACCAGCUCUUGUUGGAAAUGCAGGGAACAUGUUUGCGUUUAAUCAAACACUGCCCACAUUAGGUCAACCGGCUUCAACGCCUUCGUUUGGAACCACCACACAACCACCAACUCUUCCUUCCGCUCAGCCAACACCAUUCAAGUUUGGUCAGUCAUCGAACAGUUCUGUUGCCUCUAGCAACACUGGCUUCAACUUUAGUCAAACCCUGCCGUCUUUUGGACAGCCUGCUUCUACUCCAUCCUUUGGGGCGGUCACACAGCCAGCAGCGCUUCCUUCAGUUCAACCCUCACUCUUCACCUUUGGUCAGUCUUCGAACAAUGCUACCGGUGCUGCUGCUCCUGCCGCCAAUUCUGGCUUUAACUUUGGCCAGGCUGCUGUAGCGCCCGUUGGACAGUCUGCAGCUGCUCCACCAUUCGGCGGUCUUUUCGGAGCUUCCAGCACUCAACCACCAGCGGUAGCACCACCUGUGAUCCCUGCUUUUGGCUCAACGGCAGCUUUUCCACCAGUUGCUGCGCCACAAGCUAAUUCUGGUUUCAAGUUUGGCACGGAGCCAAACUUGAACUUUUCAGCAUUCUCUGCACCAGCACCAGCUCCUCUCGAUGGCAAUGCGGGGAACAUGUUUGCAUUUAAUGCGUCAGAUCAGAACACAAUGCCACUCAAUCGACAAAUUAAAAAGGCGAAACGGCGACUAAGAUGA
Molecule: messenger RNA, 2844 nt
Organism: Rhagoletis zephyria (snowberry fruit fly)
Lineage: Eukaryota; Metazoa; Arthropoda; Insecta; Diptera; Tephritidae
Source: RefSeq, a predicted model, not a curated record